This is a messenger RNA of Limulus polyphemus (Atlantic horseshoe crab), 961 nucleotides long. RefSeq lists its product as uncharacterized. The coding region runs from base 457 to 846 and encodes 129 amino acids. The transcript has 5 exons. NCBI's taxonomy places the organism in Eukaryota, Metazoa, Arthropoda, Merostomata, Xiphosura, Limulidae. The record is from RefSeq and is a predicted model, not a curated record.
GUAGUAAACCUAAAUCGCUAUUCACAGCAACAAUGUAUGUUUACCAGUCCAACGACGUAUAACUUUAGAUUUAAAAUAUUCCAACGUAAAAUAACUAUUCUGCGUCGAACGAAGGUUAACUAACUUAAGUAUUUAGCGACAAUGCAGUAUUAGACGAUACAUGCUGAACAUGUCACACUUUAUAAGGAUUGUGGGAAUUUCAGCACUUUGUUAAAGUUUCGACUUUCAAUUUUAGAAAAUAAGUUUCAAGUAGUCAUUACCACAAACAUUUUUAUUCCAUAUUUUGAAUUUAACUGUUGUAAUAUACAUGAAUUCAACACAGCGAGUUUGAAAAUAAAAAUCUUCGUAAAACCUCAGCAAUCUGAAAGCCGCGCCGAACGGAAAUCCAAGAUGGCGCAGACCACUAGGGGCAAGAAAUCCAAGUCCUCAGUAUUUGCUAAGAUUUGAAUUAAUCAAAUGGAUGGCAUUACUUGUCUUUCUGACAAAAAGACCCAGGUUCAAAUCCUGGUUCCUGCCAACACACACACACACAGUCCUUCUCAGAACUUACCCGAAGUUUACCAGAUGAAAGAGAUGAAUCAAGAAAAGCCUGAAAAAAGUAAAGAACUGAGAGAGUGCAUCGGACAGUUUUUUAAUGGAAAACCAAAAUGGCUUCAUGGCGCAAUUCAAGAAUGUAAAAACGAAAAAUUUCCUAGCGAGAAGUUCGACAAGUACUUAACUGAAAUGUGUACUGAAGAAAGAGAAGCGGAUUUACAGGAUGUCAAAGAAUGUAUCGGUGAGCAAUUUGCAGCAGCUCAAGUGGAUCAAGAAACUUCAUACACUGAAAUAAUUAACAAAUGUUUCUGAAAACAUAAAUUAAUAAAGUUAAAAUAUACUAAUAUGUUAGCAAUAAAUUAAACAACUAUCUCUGAGCUUGAAUAUCUUCUUUGCUGAAAAAUGUAUAAACAUUAUUAUUUACAAU